GAUGACCAGACCAAGCGGAUGUACAACAGGAAUACUUUCAGCCUCCCCGAAGGUUUCAGGAUCCAAAUGUCAAGUCCAGAGGAAGGUGUAUCAUUCUGGGACCAGCAGUGUGUAACGUGAAAGAGACAGGAGGCAAGGAAGAGGACGUCCAAGGACAAUUCUCGAGUGUAUUGUACAUGGCUCUGUCAGUGCUGCUUGCUUUGAAAAGAACUCUACCCAAUGUUGAGAGGGGAAAAAUGUGAUGAACUUUACUAAUGCUCCCCAGUUGAAGCAUGGACAGAGGCCGGUGAAGGAAUCACAUUGCUUAAUAAGACCAUUUCUCUUGUGUUGGGAAGCUUAGGACAACUAAUUACCAAGGGAUUACUCAAGAUCUCUUCAGCACCAAGCUGUACAUACUGGUAUAGCAAGCCAGGCGCCAAAAUCUAAUGAGAGUUUGGUUCCGUUGGAUUUUUCUAAUCCAACACUAAUUUCUCAUAAUUUUUUCCUUUUUUCUUUUUCUCAUUCAUUGCAAUGGAGAUACAGUGGCGUUUAUGGAAUAAGGACUGGGCCUCCUUUUUAAGGCCAUGGAUACCCAUACUGCUAGGCCUUCACCUCCAAUUCUCCCGGGCAUCCAACUGUCCUGAGGAGUGCCGCUGCGAUCGCACCUUUGUUUACUGCAAUGAGCGGAGCCUGACCUCAGUGCCUCUGGGAAUUGGUGAGGGUUACAAAACCCUCUACCUCCACAACAACCAAAUCAAUAAUGCCGGCUUCCCUUUGGAACUCCACCAUGUGGCUUCUGUGGAAACUGUGUAUCUCUAUGGCAACCAGCUGGAUGAAUUCCCCAUCAACCUACCCAAAAACGUGAAGGUUCUCCACCUCCAAGAGAACAACAUUCAGACUAUCUCCAAAGCGGCUCUGGCUCAACUUCUCUGGCUGGAAGAGCUGCAUCUGGAUGAUAAUUCCAUAUCAACUGUAGGUGUGGAGGAGGGGGCCUUCCGAGAGGCGGUGAGCCUAAAGAUGCUCUUCCUCACCAAAAAUCACCUGAGCAGCGUGCCUAUUGGUCUUCCGGAGGAUCUAAAGGAGCUGAGAUUGGAUGAGAACCGCAUUGCAAUUAUUGCAGAGGAGGCAUUUAGGAAUGUCACCCGCCUGGAGCGCCUCCUGUUGGAUGGAAACCUGUUGACAGAUGAAGGGAUUGCACCAGGGACCUUCCAGGACCUGGCAACCUUAAGGGAGCUGUCACUGGCCCGCAACUCACUCACCUACCCACCCCCAUUCCUUCCAGGGGAGGUUCUGGUCAAGUUAAACUUCCAGGAGAAUCAGAUAAAUAGGAUCCCUGUGACGGCCUUUGUGGGAUUGCACAAGCUUGAGAGGCUGGAUAUUUCCAACAACCAGCUGCAGUCACUGACACAGGGGGUCUUUGAUGGCCUCGUCAGCCUCAGACAGCUUACUGUUCGGAACAACCUUUGGCUAUGUGACUGCAGCAUCAAAUGGGUUGUAUCAUGGCUUAAAUCGCUGCCAGCCUCACUCAAUGUGCGUGGGUUCAUGUGCCAAAAGCCUGAGAGGGUCCGGGGCAUGGUGAUCAGGGAGCUGAGUGCUGAGCUGGUCCAGUGCCCACAGAGCACCCCAGUGGCACCGCUGCCCACCCACCUGCCCACUUCACCAGCUGACUCCAUUCUAACCCCAUCCCCCUUACCUUCCAUAGACUUCCCUUCAGUGACUCAAUACUUCCCCCCCUCCUCAAAGCAACCCUCCUUCCCCACAAUGCCCACCCUCCAUCCUGUCUAUCCAACCAGAGAGGGGGUACCAAGGACUAAGCAGCCUCUGGACCCCCGCAGGGAAACCCUGCAGGUCACCUUUGCCAUACUCAAUGGCUCAGCUAUCCAUGUCAGCUGGGUGGCAGCCUUCCCAGUCACUGCCUACAAGGUGACCUGGGCCAGGAUGGGGCCCAGUCUGACAGGUGACACCGUCAGAGAGAGGAUGGUGGGUGGGGAGCAUCGGGGUAUUCGACUGGCUAACCUUGAGCCAAAGUCCACCUAUCGGAUCUGUGUCAUUCCCUUGGAUGCAUUCAAUAACUAUCGGCCCAAAGAUGACACUGUGUGCACGGAGGCUACCACCACGGCAGCCUCUUUCAGCCCUGACAACAAGAGACCAUCAGGACCUGAGCAGGCCACGCAGCAAGACCCCAGCUCGCCUUUCUUGCUAGCAGGGCUGAUUGGGGGGGCUGUUAUUGUGGUGCUGGUCGUACUACUCAGUAUUUUCUGCUGGCACAUGCACAAGAAGGGACGUUCCAAGUCCUCCACCAAGUGGAAAUAUAAUCGGGGUCGGAGAAAAGAUGACUACUGCGAAGCAGGCACCAAGAAGGAUAAUUCCAUCUUGGAAAUGACUGAGACCAGCUUCCAGAUAGUCUCACUCAACAAUGAGCAGCUCCUCAAGGGAGAUUUCCGUAUUCAGCCUAUUUACACCCCUAAUGGGGGCAUCGGCUUCCGAGACUGCCCCCUGGGGAACAACAGCACAGUCUACUGCAAGAACAAUGUUCAGGAUGCAGAGUUUGUCGCACAUGAUGGUUUUGGAAAGCAUCAGGAGCCUUUGUAUUGACGAUGACCCAUACUUUACAGGACACUGUACAGUGUUAAUAUUAUUUGAAACCCUUGUGUCUUCAAGAAAUGUAAUUUAUACAGCUGGCUGAACAAUACUUGUUGAAAUUUAGUUAUCUUUUAUAUACCUUAGUAAAGUUGGAUUUCUAAGUUAUUGGUUUCUGAAUUUGUGCUGUUUCAGUUCUGUGCUGACAAACGUACAAUCAGGAUUCAUUUAUUUUUAAGCAUUAAGGCUGGGUUUCAUUUUGACUUGAUCUUCACUAUAACUGGACCAUUUUGAAGUCAUUGUAAACUGUGACCAUAACAGGUACAGAAUUCUACCCGCAGCUGAAGUAUAUCAUCAAGAGUACUGAAAGCAGUUGGUUAAAGCAAGGAUGAGAGAAAGAGAAAAAAAAGACAGUCACAAGUUAUCCGCUUACACCACUAGAGGGCAUACAUUUUUGGGGGGAUGCAUAAAGUUAACCAUAAUUUCCCUGUUUUUACCAAAUUAUUAUUAUUAUUAUUAUUAUUAUUAAAAAAUAAAGUCAUCAACAUAAUGUCACAUCUGUUUAAUUUCAGCUACAUCUAACAGAAAUGAGAAUGAAUUAAUGCUGUAAGGAGAGGACAAAUAUUUUCAUGCAAAUGAGAACCUCUCUGUGCUUCACUAGGAAAUUUAAAGGUCAGCCAUUGAGGCCUUUCAAGCAACAGCAUACUCCAAACACUCACAAAUAUUGUGACCGUUAUUUUAGUAUUAUUAUAUACAGCCAUUGCUUUCACCUGCUUUUCAAAAUAAAUACAUUUAUAAUGUAAGGGACCUGUAACUUGUAAGAGAGUGAACAGCAACAAGCACAUCUGUCAUCUCUGUUUAAAAAAGAAAAAAAAAAAAUUGGGAACCAACUAUGUCAUAUUUGUUCAGCAAAAAUAAUGUUAUGGUAAAACAGUAUAUAUGUGCCUUGAAAUUAUCAGCUUACAAUGUCUUUUGAAUCCAUGUUUUUUGCACAAAGUGUACUGUACAUACAUUCAAUUGAAAUGUUG
Messenger RNA from Myripristis murdjan (pinecone soldierfish), 3587 nucleotides. RefSeq names its product leucine-rich repeat transmembrane protein FLRT2. Lineage: Eukaryota; Metazoa; Chordata; Actinopteri; Holocentriformes; Holocentridae. The transcript has 2 exons. The record is from RefSeq and is a predicted model, not a curated record. The coding region runs from base 511 to 2574 and encodes 687 amino acids. Gene Ontology annotation, molecular function: protein binding.